Danaus chrysippus (African queen) is the source of this 639-nucleotide messenger RNA. The record is from the annotation of a GenBank genome assembly. NCBI's taxonomy places the organism in Eukaryota, Metazoa, Arthropoda, Insecta, Lepidoptera, Nymphalidae.
AUGUCUCUGUGGACGCCGUACGCCGACGACUCAGCGCUUGAUCUCACAGUGAAGUGCAAAUCUGAAAGGAUUUCUCCGGCUCCCUUCACUGACUUCCAAUAUCAGUAUCAGAGCACAACGGCGAGUGUCAAUCCUUAUCCCUACAUGGCUUAUCCUCAACCGAUGUACGUGCCAGUCGCCGAAUCUUCUCCGCUUUCAUCAUGCUCGGGAUACAUCCCUCAGCCAGCUGUAAGUCCUAUGAGAACAGGAGUCAUAUCACCUCCAGACUCGCCUGUAUCCGUCACUGAUAGGAAACGUCCUGCCUACAUGAUGGAUGUGGACUCUCUAUCAGACGAUCCCGACUUCCAAGCCUUCGAACGAGACGCCAUCAGGGCCAUGGCGGAGAAGAACGGAGGAACACUCCUCGGGAACAAUCCUCGUAUGAGACGAGCGGUGCAGACCACUCAGAACGCUGAUGACUCGUACAGAAAACAGAGGGAGAGAAAUAACUUCGCGGCGAAACAGAGUAGAGACAGGAGGAAGUUAAGAGAGAUUCAUCUCGCGUUAAAAGUUACGUACUUGAAGAACGAAGUCUCCAAACUCAAGUCUCUCCUUGCUACGAGCUCCUGUUCCAGAUGCCGCCAACCCUGCCUCUGCUAG